Knipowitschia caucasica is the source of this 921-nucleotide messenger RNA. NCBI's taxonomy places the organism in Eukaryota, Metazoa, Chordata, Actinopteri, Gobiiformes, Gobiidae. The record is from the annotation of a GenBank genome assembly.
AUGGCGUCUCUCCGCUGUCGGCGCGAUCCCUGCGGUGUUAUUUGUCUGAUAUUAACUUAUUUCAGCGUGUUUUAUGCGGACUACGUGGUCAUACAGUACGUCCUCAUCCCUGCCUACUCCGACAGUGUGUGGUGCACCAUCCAUGGCACUAUUUUUAACCUGAUUUUGCUGCUGCUCCUCGCCUGCCAUUCCAAAGCUGUCUUCUCUGACCCUGGGAUGGUACCUCUUCCAGAAACCGCCAUUGACUUCUCAGAUCUUCGCUCUCAGUCUUCUCGAAUGAAUGAGAGGGGCUGUGAGGGCUGGACCGUGUGCAGCCGCUGUGAGACGUACAGACCUCCACGCGCUCAUCACUGCAGAGUCUGUCAGAGGUGCAUCCGCCGCAUGGACCACCACUGCCCCUGGAUCAAUAACUGUGUGGGGGAGCUGAACCAGAAGUAUUUCAUCCAGUUUCUUUUCUACACUGGAAUGGCGAGCCUGUAUUCCCUGGUUCUGGUGGUGUCUGCGUGGAUCUGGAGGAUCAGAAGUGAGAGGACGGAAGACUCAGAGAAAGAGUCCGAGGAGUCGCCCAGUAAACACCUGAUUGUGGGUCACUACAUCAUUCUUCUGGUGGAGUCGGUGCUUUUUGGAGUUUUUGUCAUGGUCAUUUUCUACGACCAGCUGGUGUCAAUCAUCACAGAUGAGACGCCCAUUGAGCAGAUGAAGAACAGACUGAUGCUCAUCAACAGAGGUCCCGCCUCUUCAUCGUCAUCGUCAUCGUCACAAGUGACCAACCACACGCCUCACACCAGGAAGCCCAAACUCGCUUUGCUACGAGAGGUCUUCGGCAGAGGGUCCGUGUUGUGCUGGCUGUUCCCGCUUCACACCAGCCCUCCCACUGUCGGCGGCAUCACGUACUCCGCUCUCCCAGACUACGACGUCUGA